This is a messenger RNA of Juglans regia (Persian walnut), 5046 nucleotides long. RefSeq names its product disease resistance protein At4g27190-like. The coding region runs from base 256 to 4731 and encodes 1491 amino acids. NCBI's taxonomy places the organism in Eukaryota, Viridiplantae, Streptophyta, Magnoliopsida, Fagales, Juglandaceae. The transcript is spliced from 8 exons. The record is from RefSeq and is a predicted model, not a curated record. Gene Ontology annotation, molecular function: ADP binding.
UGGCUAUGAAGAAAAGAACAUCAUUUCAUAUAAUAAGUACAGACUUGUGACUCUUAUCACAACUACAUUUGCUCAAUAUCGCUGAUCUGAUGCUCUCCAUGAUCACUUUGUUCCAAUCCAUUGAUAAAUUUCUUUGCUAUUAUUUCUGAUCUGUUUCUGGAGAAGGAAUACGAGUUACCAAAAAAAUCAAAAGUGAAAAAACAAAAACAAAAAAUUGCAGAAGUAGAGAACGAACGAAAGAAACAAGGAAAGAAAAUGGAGAUUGUGGUGUCAAUUGUUGGAAAAAUUGGAGAAUACUUAGUUCCUCCUUUCGGAGAACAUGUUGGCUAUCUGAUUUCCUACAAGAAGAACAUCAUGAAAGUAAACGAGCAUUAUCAGAAGCUACUUUUAAAGAAGGAGGCCGUGCAACAAUCCGUUGAAGGAGCCAAUUGGAAUCAACAAGUAAUUGCACGUGAAGUUCAGACAUGGCAAACAAAUGUGGACAUAAGAAUUGAAGAGCUACGAAAAUUCCUUGAAGAAGAUGUUAAUGCUGAUACGAUGUGCUUGAAUGGCUGGUGCCCAGACCUGAAGUCUCGUUACUCCUUAGGUAAGAAGGCUCAAAAGAAUACUCAAGCCAUAAAUGAGCUAUUACAAGAAGGUAAAGAAUAUGAUCGGGUGUUCAAUCCUGCUCCUCCGUUGGAAGUAGGAUCAACAUCCAAUGGACGCUUUAAGAACUUUGAGUCAAGAAAGACAAAGAUUAACCAAGUUUUGGAGGCUCUAAGGGAUGACAAGAUGGACAUGAUUGCGAUAUGUGGUAUGGGAGGCAUCGGAAAGACUGAAAUGGCCAAAGAGAUAGCCAAAAGAGUAAAAGAUGAUAAUUUAUUUGAUAAAGUUCCAUUUGCAAUGGUGUCUCAAGUUCCAGACCUGAAGCAGAUUCAAGCCGCAAUUGCGGAGUGCCUCGGCCCGAAACUUAAUGAAGAGUCUUUAACAGGAAGAGCAACUCAACUACAUUCAAGACUGGUGAAGAAUAAGAAGGUCCUCAUAAUAUUGGAUGAUGUUUGGGAACCACUUGAUCUCGAGGCUAUUGGAAUUCAUCAUGGAGAUAAAGAUAAUAGUUGGAAAAUCUUGCUUACCUCAAGAAAUGAAGAAACUUGGGGAACGGCAUUCGGUUGUGCUAGCUGCUGUGCUGAGCUGUGUGAGGGUGCAGCGCAUUCUGUUGCGCCAAUAUCCCCCCGCGAUGCAAGCGAUGCAGGGGGAACGGCAUUCGGUUGUGCUAGCUGCUGUGCUGAGCUGUGUGAGGGUGCAGCGCAUUCUGUUGCGCCAAUACAAAUGAAUACUCAGAAGAAUUUUCCAAUCGAACUCUUAUCUAAAGAAGAAGCAUGGAAUUUUUUUAGAGAGAUGGUAGGUGAUUCUUGUAUUGGUAUCCCCAGUCUACGACUAAAAGCCAAAAUGGUUGAAGAGGAAUGUGGACGUUUACCUAUUGCUAUUGCAAUUGUUGGAAGUGCUAUGAAGGACAAUAGCGAUGAAAAUGUGUGGGAUGCCGCGCUUGAGCAGCUUAAAAAGUCUAUUCCACAAUAUAUCCCUGGUCUAAAUCCAAAGGUCUAUGCCAGCAUAGAGUUCAGUUACAUUCAUUUAAAAAGUAAAGAUGUCAAGUCGUGCUUCCUUCUAUGUUGUUUGUUUCCAGAAGAUUAUGAUAUACCUAUUGAGGAUUUAGUAAGAUACGGAGUUGGACGAAGGUUGUUUGCAAACAUUGAUACGAUAGCAGAAGCAAGGCGAAGGGUCCAUGCAAUAGUUCAAAAUCUUAAAAGAUCAAAUCUAUUGCUAGAUAGUGGGAAAAAAGAAUUCAUUAAAAUGCAUGAUGUUGUACGAGAUGUUGCCAUAUCAAUUGCAUCCAGAGAUGAACAUGGUUUUAUGGUCAGAUAUGAUGUUGGACUUGAAGAAUGGCCACAAAAUGAUACAUAUGAAGGCUUUGCCGCAAUUUCUCUUAUGCUUGGAAAAACAACAAAACAUCCUGAAGGGUUGAACUGUUCUAGACUUCAGCUUCUGCGGCUGUCAUCUUCCGCUUUUCCACUCCCACCUAAUAUGUUUGAUGGAAUGAAGGAACUAAGAGUGUUGUCUUUGGAAAGAAUGUCUUUGGAACCAUUGCCACCAUCAAUUCAGGUCCUUAAGAACCUUCGAAUGUUGAUGUUGGAGUACUGUUCUGACAAAUUAAAAAAUGUGUCGAUAAUUGGAGCGCUUGAGAAACUAGAAAUGCUGAGCUUUUGUGGUUCUGAGAUCGAAGAGGUUCCAAAGGAAAUAGGAAAUCUUAGUCAGCUGAAGUUGCUAGAUGUGUCGAGAUGCCGUUCUCUUGAGCGAAUUGCAGCUGGUGUCCUAUCUCGUUUAUCUCGACUGGAAGAAUUGUACUCGUACGAAUUUGAUAAAUGGAAAUCUACGGGAGAAAAUGGAGGAGGAAUAGAUAAUGCAAACCUUGCCGAAAUAAUCCCGUAUUCCCAUCAAAUUAUGGCUUUAGAAAUUUCUCUACCAAGUAUAAAGUUCUUGCAACAAGACUUGCACUUCAAAAACCAAAAGAUGAAAUUUAGGAUGAGAAUUGCACCAAGAUUUCAAUGGCUAGAACUUGAUUCAACUUCAGAAGACGAAUUGGUGCUCCAUGGUGACGCCAAAGAUAUUGUGGAAAAGCGGGCGAAUAUUUCUCCACUAUUGGAUAAAUCUCAAGUUUUGUUAUUGAAGAAUAUAAAAAACUCAAAAUGUCUUUUGCAUGAUUUAGACCGAAAAGGUUUUCCAUGCUUGAAGGAUCUUCAAGUUUAUGAAUGUAAAGAUGAAGAAUAUUUGCUCGAUGUCAGACCAGACGACACUCUACAUGCUGCUGCCUUCCCUCUCUUGGAGUCACUAAAGCUCACCAAGUUGGCUAAUUUAAAAGAGAUAUAUCAUAGCAAAGUCUCGAAGAGGCCCUUUAGUGGUAGAGGUGCCCUCAACAACCUAAGAUCUCUUCAGUUAUGUGAUUGCGGGAGUUUGAAGCAUGUCUUUUCAAUGCCCAUAGUGAGCAGUUUGGUUCAACUCCAAGAGUUACACGUAAGUUAUUGUAAAAAUAUAGAACAAAUUUUCUCUUUUGGUGGCGGAGAACAUAAGAAAGCAUUGUCUGAAAUGAAUUUGGCGAAAUUGACAAAAAUAAUACUCGGGAAUCUACCAGUGCUCAUUGGAUUUUGUAAAGCAAUGGAUCCUGUUGAUGAGCAUCCCCAAUCUACCACCCAAGCAUCCUUGUAUCAAGAGAUAAAAGGAUCUGGCACUGAAGUAACAUCUGUCUCUCAUAAACUAUUUUCAUCCAACACCAUUUCUUGGAUACCCAAUUUAGAAGUACUUGAGGUUCAGAAGUCCCAUUCGCUACAAGUGCUAUUUAAUUUGGAAGGACAAAAGGUCAAAGAGGACUGUACACUUUCUCAAUUGACAACUCUGUACUUAGUCGAUUUAUCCGCAUUGACACAUGUGUGGAAGAAUAUUCCGCAAGGAUUUCAAGGCUUUCAGAAUCUCAUGACAAUUAAAAUCAGCGAUUGCCAUAAUCUAACAUAUUUGUUUUCAACUUCUGUUGCGAAACUGCUUGUACAACUUCAAGAAGUAUAUAUUUCGUAUACCAAUCUGAUGGAAAAUAUUAUUCAAAGAGAGCAAGAAGCUGGAGAAGAAAGGGAAGCCUGUCCUAUUAAAUUGCCAUCUAUAAAAAUGAUCAGUUUGCAUAAAUGUCCAAAAUUGAAGACAUUUGGGUCAGAAACUCAGAGCCGAAGAAAACAAAAGAAAAUGGACCCAAAAUUGGAUUCAAGAGUCCAAGGUUCCUUAGUAGUACGAGAUUCCCCUGAUUUUCUUGGUGGAUGCCUUGAGUCGUGUGUACCACAUCGCAAGAAUUAUAAACGGGAGGUUGUGUCAGAUCAAAGCAUCAGCAAGAGAUCCAAAGGAAGCUCCUCUGUAGGGCGAACUAAACACUACAAUCAUGGACAAAUACCAAAUGAUCUUGCCAUCACAGAGGUUACAUUGACUAAGCAAGAGCAAAGUGUGACUGAAGAGACUGACAAUCAAGUAAAGAUAUGGUCUUUUAUCCAACCCAACUUGGUUGAGAGUUUGCAAACUCUAGAAGGACUUGGUAUAACUGCUUGUGAUUUAUUGGAAGUGAUAUUUCAACUGGAGGGACUGCAUGUUGAGGAAAGCCAGCUUGUCUUCGACAAUUUGACAUGGUUAAGUUUAGACUAUUUGCCGAAGCUAUUGCAUAUAUGGAAAAAAAGUCCACCAGAAAUUAGAGGCUUCGGUAACUUGAAAAUUCUACAAGUCUCAAUGUGUGGCAGUUUGAAAUACUUAAUCUCGCCAUCUGUAGCUAAACUUCUCGUGAAAUUAGAGAAAAUGAAAGUUUCGAGCUGCAGUGAAAUGGAUAAAAUCCUUGCAAAAGGAUUGGGAGGAGAAGAAGAAGAAAGAGAGGUGAUUGUAUUUCCCCGAGUGACUUCCCUCUCACUCAUGGAUUUACCAAAAUUAGAGUGUUUUUGCAACGAAGCUAAUGCUUUUGAGUGGCCGUCCCUGGAGAAAAUAAGAAUAGUUAGAUGCAACAGCUUGAAAAUGUUUGUCCCAACAGAGAUGAAAACUCCUAACCUACAAGGAGUAUAUACAGAUUAUCAAGGGGAAAGCCCACUAGUACCCAUGGUAGGAGACCUCAAUGCCACCAUACAACACAUGAUCAUCAAAGGAAAGGCCGGCUCCAAUGAUGAGGGCUCCAAUUAAAUCUAUGCUUCAUCAUCUUCUGAGUGGAUCUCGAAGGGCAUCAUAUUAUGACAAGAUCAACUUAGUACAGAUCGAUUGCAAUAUGGUUCGUAAGUGUUCUUGUCCAAGAUUGUUACUGGUUCUACAGCUCGUACCAAUCGAGUGUUGAAGUCUAGGAAUGCUGUAUGCAGUUAGCCCUUAUUAUUUCCAUCGUUUUCUAAUUAUGUAUCUAAGUAGGAAACUAUCUCUUUGUAACAGAGUCCAAGUAUACCAUGAUGACUAUAACUCUUCUUACUGUACUUGUGUAUGAAAUUCUAUAUGUUGAAGACGUGUUUC